Messenger RNA from Toxorhynchites rutilus septentrionalis, 2745 nucleotides. It is a transcript of the gene Eb1, whose product is annotated as microtubule-associated protein RP/EB family member 1. The record is from RefSeq and is a predicted model, not a curated record. Gene Ontology annotation, cellular component: cytoplasmic microtubule; spindle midzone; microtubule plus-end. The transcript has 6 exons. The coding region runs from base 392 to 1270 and encodes 292 amino acids. NCBI's taxonomy places the organism in Eukaryota, Metazoa, Arthropoda, Insecta, Diptera, Culicidae. Gene Ontology annotation, biological process: protein localization to microtubule plus-end; regulation of microtubule polymerization or depolymerization; spindle assembly. Gene Ontology annotation, molecular function: microtubule plus-end binding.
AGCAAACCGAGCAAACCAUCGAUCGUGGCAAGAGAGCAUCGAAAUGAACGGCAGUUUACAUUUCGAACUCACUCCGAUUGAAGUCUAGAGACGUCAUCUCGCGGUGUUUUCUUUUUCGCCGAUGCGGCAGAUGUGCAUACGAUUGAUUGAAGUGAAGAGAAAAGGUGAAUUUUACGUGUUACAGCUUGGAAUAAUUCGAUAAUAAGAUUGGGUAGAGUGAAUUUCACACCCGUAAUCGUUGAAAAAGUUGAUUUGUGAGUGAAAUCGCGUAUAAAACCAAUUUUCGUUCCCGGAAGUGUGGAGUCACUGAUUUUCUAGUUUCUCGUUUUUUUUCUACACGGCAGAGCGGAUCAUACCAGACCAGCGCCAGCGGAGAAAUUUUUGCUAAACGAUGGCCGUUAACGUGUACUCCACCAAUGUGACCACAGACAACCUUUCGCGGCAUGAUAUGCUAUCGUGGGUCAACGAUUGCCUUCGCUCGCAGUUCACCAAGAUUGAGGAGCUGUGUACAGGUGCCGCCUACUGUCAGUAUAUGGAUAUGCUUUUUCCGGGAUCAGUGCCGAUGAAACGCGUGAAGUUUCGUACCAAUUUAGAGCACGAGUAUAUUCAAAACUUCAAAAUUCUGCAGGCAGCCUUCAAGAAAAUGAAUGUGGAUAAGGUCAUACCGGUGGAUAAGCUGAUCAAAGGACGCUUCCAGGAUAAUUUCGAGUUUUUGCAGUGGUUCAAGAAAUUCUUCGACGCGAAUUAUGACGGUCGAGAGUACGAUGCUAUCGAGGCUCGUUUCGGUAUCCUGUUGGGAAUGGGUGCCAUCCAGAAUGAGUUGGGUGUCGGCGAGCUUCCUAAACGAUAUAUCCAAGCUCCAAAAUCGCAGAAGCUACCCACUCACCAUGCCCCUUCUACCGUGUCCAAAGUUACGCCCAGUAGACCUGCCGCUCAGACAUCCAGUUUAGAGCGCAAGCCUACGGGUGGUAUAGGUGGUACUGCGAACGCUAGCAGCAAGUCCUCGUCGCAAAACAGCGUGACAAACCAACAGGUCGAAGAUCUGACCACGCAAGUCAUGGACAUGCGAUUACAUUUGGAGGGACUGGAAAAGGAGCGUGAUUUCUACUUUAGCAAGCUGAGAGACAUCGAGAUUUUAUGCCAAGAAGACGAACAAAACGAUACUCAGAAUCAGCUGAUCCAAAGAAUUUUGAACAUUCUGUACGCGACCGAGGUAGGUGAUGGAUUUGCUCCACCCGAUGAUAUGCCACCAGAGGAAGAGGAAUACUAAUCCGCGAAUCGUCACUUGCGCACUACAAAAAUCAUCAAUGGACAAACUUUCUCGCACAUGGAUCGCAAAAAUGAAUCAUAAGAGGGGACGUGUUGAUAUUCACCUUUAUGGUGCAUUCUCAACUGCUGUUCGAUUGAACACAUUGGGAGGGAUGAAGAGGGUGUUAUUUGAACGCAACGUGUUACGAUUUCUAUUCAAUGUGUGAGAGUUGAUCGAACAAAUUAUCAGUAAAUAGGAGAAGCUGUAAUUUAAACCUACGAGAGAAAAAAGAUUGCGGUAGUGAUGAGGUUUUUGUUCUUUGUAUUUAAAAUAAUUCAUUAUUAUACAUUACUAUUAUUGAUGUGACUAAUCGAAGCAAAUUCUGCAAGCAGUUGGAACACGUAAAUAAGAAAUCCAAAUGAAAAUAUUUAAACGAGAAAAAAAAUCGAAAACCAUGUUGAUAUUUCUGUUUCAAAUAAAAAUUUAAAAAUGGGAAUAUUCAAAUGAUGCGGAAAGCUAAUGCAUGUAAUGCAUGUAAUAUAUAUAUAUAUAUAUAUAUAUAUAUAUAUAUAUAUAUAUAUAUAUAUAUAUAUAUAUAUAUAUAUAUAUAUAUAUAUAUAUUUAUAUGCGCUAAUUAUGUAUAUUAGCGCAGAGUUUGUGAACAUAAAACAAAUUGUACGGAAGAUUUCGUUGAAAAAAUUUGGAACUAGCAACGGUUCGAAUUAAAAGUAUUUUGCGAGGUGCAAAUAUGAUUACUUUCUAGUGUAACGCAUUUUCUCGUAUAUUGUAUUUAAUGUUUCGUCGUAUUUCUUCCGUUUCAAUACCAAUCUGUGUUUUGUAUUCUUUCAGUCUCCUUGUUGCAGACGGCAAACGAAAUAGAAUACACAAACGAAGUACAGUUAUUGCAAUGCCUUAUUAUUUCUAACAACACUGUUUAAAUAAUUCCCAAAGAAUUUGCCGCACUAUGUCCGUUAACUUAUGAAAUGAUUAUCCCGGUGUGUGUUUUUCAUACUUUUAUUAGCUUGUACGCAUCGGCUGCAGCUUAUGGAAGAUAGUGGAAAAAGUGCAAGUUUUCUGAUGCUCAACUGCACUAAGCUGCAUCGGAGGAACUUAAAGAUCAGUUUGAAGUGUAUCAAACUUGUAAGCGUGUUAGCUCAAAUACUCUGUUAAUUAAUACGCGAAGAAAAAAAACAUGUUGCGUUACUCUCGCAAUACAAAACAAACAUGCAUUAUGAACAUCAAUAUGUAAAAUGAAGUGAAUACAAUAUCUAGGCUACAACUGUCCACUCUACUAGAUAGUGUGGACUCUUUCUGUUGCACCUCUCUCAUGACCAACAAUCAGCUUGUAAACCACCAUAGAGACAUUACAGAAUAAUAGCAAAAAGGCAACAAAUUAACAAACUUUGAUUUUGAUAGAAAAAAAGCCUUUUUCCCGUAUGACAUGAUUUUCGCUAAUUUUAAAAUUUAUACUUUUAAUACUAGAAAAUACUAUCACA